AUGUCCCGGAGGAAACAGGCAAAGCCACAGCACUUCCACGUGGACGCGCAUCUCCUCGAUCAUCCAGUGAAGAACAUCCCCACCCCAAUAUAUGAUGCCCAUAUCUGUGAACAAUGCUGCGCUGAAUUUACCAAUAUAACUGACUUCCACCAACACCAGAAAGACUGUUCAAAAGAUCAGAUAGUUCUAGAAAAAUUUGAUAAUGGAAGCCCAGACUCUUCACCUUCCAUUCACACUUUAUGUUCUUCAAUUUUUAAUUCUGAGGAGCAAGUGAAUGGUGCUAACAAUACAGAGGAACUUUGUGACUUUUCUAAUGAUGGAACUUCAGAAGGAACUGAUGCAGCUCCACACAUAUAUGAAAAUAGCAGUUAUGACAUUGCCAAAAAUGUGCAUUUACAUCAUGAUAAUGGAAAAGAUGAUGCUGAUGACUUUAGCUCACCAUACUCAACUCUCCUACCUCAAGAGGUUUACUUACUUGAGUUGUGUAAAUUAUCAGUGACUAAUAGCAAUGUCUUCAUUGAGAACCUAGAAAACACCAAGGUUGCUGUCGCUCAGUUCUCACAGGAAGCUAGUUUGAGUCUAAAGGCAAGCUGCAAGAACAUUAACGACAACAAAAUGGCUGCCUGUAGUCUGAUUGAGCAGCUGUUAGCUCUGCAGCAACAGCAGAUGCAGCAGCUAAAAGUAAUUGAAGAAAUUAGACAUCAGAUAAUGCUAUUAACCGCUCAUAAUGCUGAUACACCUUUAGCCACAAACAUCUGCGAAAGUCUAUCAGGAAUGUCUCAAACCAGUUCAUUGAAAAAACUCAGCUCAAACCUCUCUGAACAGCUCGCAGCAGCCACUGGCCUAGCAGAAAACCUAGCAAGCCAAUCUGCUAAUGGCUAUGCUAAAGAGUCUAAACAUUUUAUUUCACAGACCAACCAAGAUGGCUCAAGGAGUGAUAAAGGAAGUCCACAAAUGACUGAUAAAAAUGGAGAUAACCCUUUGUCAUCAAAAUAUGGUAUGGAUCUAUGUAGUAACCAAUCUUUGCAUGGUAAUACAAUAAGUGAGAAUGUUUCAGGCACAACUAAUUUAAAAGCGCCUUCAUCUCCUGCUUCGUUUACUGAUGGGAUUCUAAACAAACUUGAAUUGCCUCAUAAACAGAAUGGCAUUAAUGUAUGUGCAAACUCCUUGCCUAGUUUUGGGGCAAUUGUUGAGGACUUGAAUGCUUUGACUACAUUAGCCCAGCAGAGGAAAGGCAAAUCACUCAAUGUGACUUUAUUUGAACACAAGAAGCCAUCUGAAGAUUGUAUAUUCAAGCACAAAUGCAAAUUCUGUGCAAAAGUAUUUGGAAGUGAUAGUGCUUUGCAGAUACACUUGCGGUCUCACACUGGAGAAAGACCUUAUAAAUGCAACAUAUGUGGAAAUCGAUUUUCCACACGUGGAAAUCUCAAAGUCCACUUCCAGCGUCACAAGGAGAAGUAUCCUAACAUUCAAAUGAAUCCUUAUCCAGUUCCAGAGCACUUAGACAAUGUCCCAACCAUCACAGGUAUUCCACAUGGUAUGUCUCUGCCCCUUGAGAAGCAUGGCCCUAACUGGCUGGAUAACGAACCUUUAGUGGGUAACUCUCUUGACUUUAUGCUUCCAACAUCAUUGCCAAGUCUUCCCCCCAUCAUUAAAAAAGAGAAGGAUGGGGUAUCAAUAACCAAAUGUCAAGGUCCUGUUGUCAGUGAGGUAUGUGGGAGAAAUAAUGGGCAUAAAAAGGGAUUUCAAAGUAGCCCUCUUCUAAUUUCAUCUGAGAAAUUUAGAGAGGUUACACAAGCCUUGAGUGUUGCUACCUUUGUAAGCUCCUCAAAGGAAUGUUCAAGAGAACACAUUGUUUCUAACACCUCGGUCAAUUCAAGCUUAAUAAGCCAGCUAAAAUUGGAGCAGCUUGAAACCAAAUUUCUUUUGGGGGGCCCUCCAAAUCCUACUGGAGCCUCAGAGACUUCAAAGCUGGAGCAGUUGGUGAAGAACAUAGAUAAGAAGCCCUUUGACCCCAAUGAGUGUAUCAUCUGCCAUCGAGUUCUUAGCUGUCAAAGUGCACUUAAAAUGCACUACCGCACCCAUACUGGAGAAAGGCCAUUCAAAUGUAGAGUGUGUGGACGGGCUUUCACAACUAAAGGCAAUCUCAAGACACACUUCAGUAUUCAUCGUUCCAUGCCACCCCUUAGAAUACAGCAUUCAUGCCCAAUAUGCCAAGAAAAGUUCACAAAUGCAGUGGUUCUACAGCAGCAUAUCCAUAUGCACAUGGGUGGUCACAUCCCUAAUGUCCCACUGCAUGAUACCAGCUGGUCAGAGCCCAUGGACCAGGACACUGAACAGGUAGAAGGGAGUAACAUGGAUUUGGGUAACUUCUCUAAUAAAAACAUGGAGUUUAUGGAAGGUGAAUCAGAUCCAAAGUGCUCGUAUGCAUUACCAGACAGUUUAUCAUCUUCUCCUGCUUCUUUUGAAUUUGCCAGAGCAAUUAAAUCAGAAAGUCAGAUAACCAUCUCACAUGUGGAUGACCUGUCAGACAGCGGGUUGAAAAAUAUGGAAAAUGGAUCAAUGGAUGUAGACUACUUCACCUGUAGAUCAUCUUCACUAAACGGAAACCUUGACAGUCAAAAGAGAAGAAUUUUAGUCUACACUGAGUCUGCAUCCUCUUUGGAACCCUCCUCUCCCAAUGGCCCUGUUCUUGAAAUACAUGAAAACACUACAACUGACAGGCACAAGAAAUCUGCUAAACCAAAUGGCUCAAGUCUUUCACUGCCUGAUGUCACAGGGUUCAAGCUACUAGAUGGAACAUCUGAAGAUGUCCCGAAAGUUAGUAUGACCAUGAUUUUACCCUUCCAUGAGCAAGGAUCCCUGAAAACCAAUGUUUGUGAUAUCUGCAACAAGACAUUUGCUUGUCAAAGUGCUUUGGAUAUUCACUAUCGAAGUCACACCAAAGAACGGCCAUUCAUUUGCACUGCAUGCAACCGAGGGUUCUCGACUAAAGGUAACCUUAAACAGCACAUGCUCACUCACCAGAUGCGAGACUUACCUUUACAGUUGUUUGAGCCAGCAAAUCAGGUCCUGAUUUUCCCCCCAAACCAGUUUCUACCCGCCAUGGAACCAUUUAUUACCCCAAAACGAAUCGGACUCAAUGGGAUCAUUAAAAAAGAUCUUAAAGACUCUGCAGCAAGUAUGGGUAGGACUUCAGCUACCACAUUACUCACUUUCUCUACACCAACAUUAAAAGUAGCACCACUUCGACGAACAGCUAAACAGCACUUCUGCCACACCUGUGGGAAGACCUUCUCUUCUUCAAGUGCACUUCAAAUUCAUGAGAGAACCCACACUGGUGAGAAACCCUUCGCUUGCAACAUAUGUGGACGUGCAUUUACCACGAAAGGAAAUUUGAAGGUUCAUAUGGGAACCCACAUGUGGAGCAGUUCUCCGGCCAGGCGAGGACGUAGGCUUUCUGUUGAUGGUCCUUUAGUUGGAUCCAACCCUGAGAGAUCUCACUGCCCUAAAGACACUACCCUGAAAGAUGUUGUGGGCAGAGUAAGUAAUGGGGACACCAUAGGCAUCUGGAGUCAGUAUGCUUCUCUCACUAGUGGUUUGGCUAUGAGAACAAAUGACAUGCCAUUAAUUCAAAAUGGUGGCAUACCUCACCUGUCGAUUUCUGCUGGGCACUAGGAGUGUAAAGGUUCUCGUACACAAAUCUGUACGGUUCGCCACCCACGGUUCAGGAAGUAUUGGCUCCAAGGUGGGUUCACCUCAAGUUUAAUGACGCAUCUGUUGCACAAGGUUUGGUGAAGAAAACAAAGCAUAAAAGAGACACAGGCACAGUUACAACCUCCGCUAAUGCACCUGAAUGGAUCUGUAGAUGGAUACACUCUGUUUCACUGUUCUGCAUGCAUUGUGUGUAGUUGAAAAUGGCAAGCGGAGACAACGAGCCAGUGAUAGAGAAGCCCCCUGCAUUUCUCCUUUCUGGGAACAUUGUCUUUUUGCAGUUAAUUACAAUAGCGAUGGUCCAAAAACUUUUACAAAAAAGACACUGUUUGCAGACAUGCACGCAAGUUCUUCUUGUUUCCUCAAGUGGCUGUAAUCUAACAGAAGCAUCAAUAAUGCAUUUUGAUUAAUGGCAUUAAAAUGCCAUUUACAUUAAUACAUAGAUACAUUAUUAAUAAUUCACCCAGGGAAACAGCCGCAGGUGAGCUGAAAUUUUGAAGCAGGCACUCAGUGCUUAUUUGGACAGACAUGAAACAAUAACUAAAGAUCUUGGGGUGUUCAUGUGGGAUUUCCACUAAAUAUAAAAACACUCAAGCAGCAUUAUCACAAAAUCCCUUCUCGUAUGUAUUUUAAUAGCAAGGUUAUUCUUUUAUAGUGAUGUAUAGCUUCCGAAUAUUGAAUAUAUGUUGAGAUGAGUUUGAAGUGCACUUUAUGUUGAUACAUGUAGUGUAUUAGUGCAGGUAUUAAGUUAAAAUGUUGAUUUAGUAAUUAGAGAAAAUGUUUUUGAAUAAGGCAAAUACACAAUUGUACUGAAACUGUGACCCUAUAACCAUGAUACAAACCAAACUGUGAGAAAUUCGAAACGUUGCACCCCUGGAAAGCUUAGAAAAAUUGCAACUUAACAGAGCAUUACCUUGGCUUGAGAGGUUCAGUGAAAAUGGUCCAACUUUUCACUUCCGGCCAUUGGUUGAGGACAAAAAACUGCAGUGAUGGAUUGAAUUUCAUUGUUCUUUUCGGGAUGCAAUUUCAUAUACCAGGGGUUGCCAUAUGUUUCGGGAUGCAAUUUCAUAUACCAGGGGUUGGCAACCUAUGGCAUGUGUGCCAGUGUUGGGGGAGGGGUAAUCAUUGGCAUGCAGGCAGCAGCAAGAGGGGAGUAGACUAAAUGGUCUGCACUUAUAUAACGCUUUUUUAACUUUAGCAGUUUUCAAAGUGCUUUACACUGUGACUCAUUCACCCAUUCACACACACCAAUGGUGGCAGAGCUGCUAUGCAAGGCGCUAGCCUGCCAUUGGGAGCAACUUGGGGUUCGGUGUCUUGCCCAAGGACACUUUGGCAUGUGAAAUUAUGUGGGCCAGGAAUUGAUCCACCAACCCUGCGAUUAGUGGCCGACCCGCUCUACCAUCUGAGCCACAGCCCAUAUAGACUAUUUUAUUUAUAUGAAGUCCCUUGCACCUGCAUGGCAAUCUAUAUAUUGAUGUAAUCUUUCCUCAUGUUUUCAUGAGCUGAACAGGUGGCUAAACAAAAAGUUGAAGUGUGACGAGACUUCAGUAUACCCAACAGACUCACACAGCGCAUGCAAGCCAUUCACGCAUCGCGAGCCGGCCGCACAGAUCAAUUCAGGCAGUGCUUCACUUUCUGUGAAUCGCAUGAUUAAAUGACUCCACUUUGCUUUGGUUGCUCUGUGAGGUUGAGCGGACAACAGCCUACAUUUUCUGGUUUUAUUUUUGCUUUCAAAAAAAGAUGAUAUGUAAGAGGACACCGUUCAGCUAUCAGUACUUGAGAUAUUCAACCCAGCAUACACCCUCCUUAAACCACAAUGAUGGUCACUCUCACAACUACAUUAAACGAUUAAAUGAGUAAACAAAAACACACAUCGUACGGUUCAAAAAUCUGUGUCUGAUUCAAAAUAUAAAUUAGUCAUGGAAAUAAAGUUUAAAGCACUGUCUGAAUUGAUCUGCACUGCUGGCUCGCGAUGUGAGAAUGGCUUGCAUGCGCUAUGCUCGUCUGUUAACUGUACUGCAAGCUUGUUACACUAUAAUAGUGUUUUACUUCCCAUUCAUCUCAUGAAAACACGAUGCAUGGUCAUGAGGAAGGAUUACAUCAAGAUGUAGGUUGACAUGCAGGUGCAUUUCUUGUUGUUAGUGAUUACCCCUCACUGUGAUUUUGAAUAAUUUAUGACAUAAAAUCAGUGUUGGGGAGUAGCUAACUACAUGUAGUGACGCUACUAACCUUGACAGUAGCUCAGCUGCUUUUAAAACAGAGUAGCUUUUCCAGUAGCGAACUACUUUUUCCAGCAAAUAGCGGUGUAGCAUGACCAAAUGCUACAUCAUGUUGGUUAGAUUAUAACUAAUAGCCUUCCUUAUUGCGUAGAAGUCAAACUUUUACAGGCAAAACGUCAGAUGAGCUGGCAGCAUAUUUCUGUCUGCUGAGCAGAAUCAGACAGCGUCUUCUUUUGUAACGGCAGAUUACAAACUAAAAUAGUGCACUACAACCAUCUUCUGAGUGCUUAUUACAGCUCACUUGGAUAAGAAGAGAUUGUCUGAUGAUAUGUAAAGCAAGCAACCACAGUUUGUUUAUCUUUAAGACGUCCGGGGCAGGUAAAUCUGAAAAUUAUGAAAGUGUUCAAAAUUAUUCUUCUAUGUAACUAAGAAUGUUUCAGAAACUUUGUUCUUAAUAGAUCACACAACAGCAUAUUUACCUUUACUAUUUAAAUAAAACAAUUCAAAAAGUUAUAAUUGCCUUUUGAGGGAUUUUGUUUCUGUCCUAAAUAUGUUUAUUUCGCUUCUCUUCGUCUCAGAAAGUGAAUUAUUAUUAUAAUAUUUAUAAAUAUACAGUAUAUAUUAUUAUAAUAACUACUAUCAUGCAGAAAUAUUUGAUUUCUAAAUUUCUUAGCAUUUAAUUAACUAUUAUUUUCAUGUAAAAUAAUUAAAAUGAUUAGUAAUCAUUUAUGGCAUGUAUUAUUAUGCAACAGUCUACGUAGGAUGACCGUCCGUCCACUUGUUUUGGACCUGAACAAAGCGACAAAUAUUUGUAGAGCAACCUCUGUAUGUGACCUGUAAAGCUGGCACUUGCAUGUCAAUGGCAAAAAAGUCUGAAAAUACAAUGAGCAUGAACCCAGGUGAGGGCAGAAACAAGCCCAGAGUCUUUAUUCACAUAUUAUCCACACUAAAUAUUAUGUGACAAGAACAAAAAAUGCCAGCCCAAGGAAAGUUUGUCAUAAAAAUGUGAUCUUUUGGGAAGUAGGCUGGCCACGGCAGGACUGAAAAGUGUGAAGUAUAGUAUAAAAGUAUUUUUUAAUGGCGCAUUUUUUGUUUUUAUUUUAUACUGUUGUAUUUUAUUUUAUGGCCAUUAUUAACUGUAUUAAUGUUACUAUUCAUUAAAUGUAAUAUAAAUACAUUUAAUAUAUUUAACUAAACACAUUAAAUUGAUUUUAAUUAAUACAUAAAUUACUAAAUGUCAUUAGUGUACAUUUUGUUAUUAAUAUUAUUGGUUUGAUAGUAACAUUAAA
This is a messenger RNA of Xyrauchen texanus (razorback sucker), 7222 nucleotides long. RefSeq names its product sal-like protein 1. Bases 1 to 3678 code for a protein of 1225 amino acids. Gene Ontology annotation, biological process: regulation of transcription by RNA polymerase II. Gene Ontology annotation, molecular function: RNA polymerase II cis-regulatory region sequence-specific DNA binding; DNA-binding transcription factor activity, RNA polymerase II-specific. The record is from RefSeq and is a predicted model, not a curated record. Gene Ontology annotation, cellular component: nucleus. NCBI's taxonomy places the organism in Eukaryota, Metazoa, Chordata, Actinopteri, Cypriniformes, Catostomidae. The transcript has 3 exons.